AACAUAAAAUGAACGGAAGGAGUAAUAAAAACAAAACAAAACAAAAAUGAGUAGUCUGAAUUGAGUUUUUAUUUAAAGGGAGUCCAACAUUACAUAAAACAAAAAUAAAAUUCCCUCUUUGUUCUCAUUUUAAUUCUUCACAUUCUUGAUUUUGUUUCCUAAUAAUUCCCACAUUAUACAGAUACUACCUGUACCUUCCUUCUCUAAUUUUCUGCUUUCUUCCUUCUUUUUUUUUUUGCCCCUGAAAUAAAAUAAUCUGUAAAGACUUGAUUUUUAUUUUUUGGAGAGAAAAAACCAAACAUGCCUUAUUGUGAGGUAGGCAAAUAUCAAAAUGAUGUAGAUGCAAAUUGCAACAAUGGAACCAAGAUUUUUUAUAGAACUUAUGGUCAAGGCCCUAUCAAAGUUCUCUUGAUUAUUGGAUUGGCUGGGACGCAUAAUUCAUGGGACCCACAGAUCAAGGCGCUUGCCGGAACGAUUACGCCGAAUGAUGCUGAAUCGCCGGCCAGUGAUCGGAGCUCCGGUGAAGGUGGUGGGGGUGUGGAGGUAUGUGCUUUUGAUAAUCGUGGAAUGGGUUUAAGCUCUGUGCCAACUAAAAAAUCAGAAUAUACCACUAGCAUUAUGGCAAAAGAUGCAAUUGCUGUAAUGGAUCACUUGGGGUGGGAAAAAGCGCACAUCUUUGGCCAUUCAAUGGGAGCUAUGAUAGCUUGCAAAUUGGCUGCAAUGGUGCCUGAGAGAGUUUUAUCUUUGGCUUUACUGAAUGUCACUGGAGGAGGCUAUGAAUGCAUACCUAGGAUCGAUCGUCAAACUCUAUCAAUUGCUGUCCGGUUUUUGAAGGCAAAAACUCCAGAACAGAGGGCUGCUGUUGAUUUAGACACCCACUAUUCAAAGGAAUACCUCGAGGAAGAUGUGGGAACUACGACCCGAAGAGCAGUAUUAUAUCAAGAAUAUGUGAAAGGCAUAUCAGCAUCCGGUAUGCAGUCAAAUUGUGGAUUUGAUGGACAGAUAAAUGCUUGUUGGUCUCAUAAGUUAUCACGGGCUGAUCUUGAAUCUAUCUGCUCUGCUGGAUUCCUAAUUUCUGUUAUUCAUGGCAGGCAUGAUGUUAUUGCUCAGUUAGGCCAUGCAAAGAGGCUUGCGAAGAAGUUAUAUCCUUACGCUAGAAUGGUAGAGCUUCCUGGAGGACAUCUUGUUAGUCAUGAAAGGACAGAAGAGGUCAAUGACGCACUUCUUGAGUUGAUCAAGGCAUCCACGAGUAAGAUUAGCCUGUAUGACUGGACAAAUUUGCCCAAGAAAACCUCUGGAUGGAAUAUGACUCCACUUUCAAGAAAAAGUUCUCCAGAAGGAAGCAGAUCGUCUGUCGUGGUCGACAUUGUAGGGAGUCUACAGAUGUUCUUGAUGUUCUUUUUUGGUUUGUUUAUGUUGGCAUAUGAGUUCAUGCGAAGAGGUGUAAGUCGUCUAAACCCAGUCAGAGUAAACGCGGCCCUCACAUGAACCUAUGAUGGCAAAUUCCAGUCCACGCAUUUCAUAUACAUGAAUCACAAUACACAAGGGAAAGGAGGAAAGGAUGGAAAUGCGAAGCUGCACUGUGCUUACAAAAUGACCAGAACAAGCCAUUACAGCCCUUGCCGCCUUUUAUUUUAGAGUUGGUUAAGGGGGGGCCAUGGGACAUUUUCUGAAUUACGUUGUAUCGAUGAUUACAGAUCAUUUUUCUUUUCCUAAUGACGAUUAUCCUCAUUUUUAAUGAAUCAAACAAGAGCCCUGCAGUCUUCUGACUUUCAUUGAACUAA
Molecule: messenger RNA, 1784 nt
Organism: Capsicum annuum
Lineage: Eukaryota; Viridiplantae; Streptophyta; Magnoliopsida; Solanales; Solanaceae
Product: putative aminoacrylate hydrolase RutD
Exons: 10
Coding region: 301-1488 (395 amino acids)
Molecular function (GO): catalytic activity
Source: RefSeq, a predicted model, not a curated record